Patiria miniata (bat star) is the source of this 873-nucleotide messenger RNA. RefSeq lists its product as uncharacterized. Lineage: Eukaryota; Metazoa; Echinodermata; Asteroidea; Valvatida; Asterinidae. Bases 256 to 675 code for a protein of 139 amino acids. The transcript has 3 exons. The record is from RefSeq and is a predicted model, not a curated record.
AGGUUAAUAAUAACUGAAAGGGGCUUCGCGCAGUGCACGCGGACCCAAGGCUAUAUAUAUGUGUGUAGCAUAAUGUUUAUGCAACAGAUCAAUGAAGCCUCCUACAGCAUCUGUAUUAAAUAAGCAACAUGAGGUUUUGACGGUUAUUUUCAACCAACACCUUGUUACAGGCCUGCACAUCCGUUUACCAACCCCGAAAUAGCUUCGUUAGUUGUUAUUUUGUGAGUUUUAGUGUCAACUAGUCCGUUGCUGAAGAUGUCGGACGUGUUGUUGAUGUUGAUGUUUAUCUCUUCCGUGGUCACAGUGAUCGUGUCCACAGAUUGCUACCAGUGCACGUACAACUCAUGGGCGGAAGACCAGAACCUCUGUUUGGACCCGUUCAGACCCGGCCCGGGGGAGGUUACCCAAGCGACCUGUGAUGGAAUGUGCACGAAAUCGAUUUUUACAAGAAACGGCGACAUCACAUUCAUGGCCCGGUCGUGCAUUCCCUACGCCGACACCACAGACAUAUGUAUCCAUGGAUGUUUUGAGCUGGUUCGUGACGACGCUCGUAGGUCAUGCGUCUGGUGCUGUGACGACCUGGACUUCUGCAACAGCGCCGACUCAGUGACCUUUAGCCAUCUACUCUGCGCAUGCGUGUUGUUAGCGUGUCUUGUCACGUGGUUAGCUGGUUAGCUUCGAAUUUAUGAUUGUAAUAUUUAUAAUAGGUUUACAAAUUGAGUUUGAGGUUGAAAUCAUCAUUCAUCAGUUACACAAGCCGCAAGAAUAUUGACGGAGGAAAGAGUUAACAAAAAUGAACUACCCUACCUAAAAGUUCUAAAAGGUUUAAAAGUUUUGGCGAGAGACUCUCGCGAGAGUUGUUUUUGUAACAAA